This is a messenger RNA of Plasmodium cynomolgi strain B, 3054 nucleotides long. RefSeq names its product HORMA domain containing protein. Bases 1 to 3054 code for a protein of 1017 amino acids. The transcript is spliced from 2 exons. NCBI's taxonomy places the organism in Eukaryota, Apicomplexa, Aconoidasida, Haemosporida, Plasmodiidae. The record is from RefSeq and is a predicted model, not a curated record.
AUGAUUUCGCGCAUGUCGGUCAGAACACACACCCAAUCGGAAACGCUAACGAAGCAGGACUCUGUGAACAUGCUAAAAAAUAUAAUCAAACUGGGGAUCAGUUUAGUCACCUAUUUACGAAAUUUAUUUGAAGAAAGUGCCUAUGAAGAAGUACACAUCCAAGAAUUAAAAUUAAAGAGACUUCUACCCAUCAACCGAGAAGCACAUAUGAUAAUUAAUUGGCUUGAAAAAGGAGUAUUCGACGCUAUAGAAAAAGAAUACUUACGGAUCCUAAUCUUAGACAUAAAUGACAUAUAUGAUAACUCCAUCGAAUGCUAUAAAUUUAGUUUUUCCUACAACUCUGUUAGGGGUGGAAAAAUAGGGAUCACAUUGGAGACGUCCCAAAAUAAGCCAAAUAAUACAUUAAAUCCUUUACCUGAGAGAACGUACCUCUCGAUGAAGCUCCUUUAUUAUGAUGAAAUCGUUCCGUACAAUUAUCAGCCUCCCUACUUUAGAAACCCAGACAACAAGGAUCUAUUAAAAUUUGUUAAUCUACCCAAUGAGGACUAUGUUGGAAAGGUAGACACGGGUCAUCACUACCUUUCCAUAGUUGUCAAUUCUACUAGCGCUAGUAAUGAACAACAGCAGGUGGGUUCCUACAAUUGCAGCGAGAUGCACAAUCAGGAUAUGAGCAAUGCAAACCGUCAUCCGUACGGCAAAAUUCCAGAUGGGGAUUACUACCAAUAUGAUGGUGAAGGGGAACAUCCCAGGAGAGCGAAAAAUCAGGACAAUCCUGACGAGGGUCUCCAUGGUGAUUCUCACUAUGAUCAGGAUGAUGAACUUAAUAAGUAUGCAGCUGGUCGAGGCGAAAAGAGAUACAAGCAAGCCAAGUACGAGGAUGAUAGACAAGCCUUCCUGAAGAAGCGACUAGUGAAAAGCAGAAAUAAAGGAAAGGAUAGGAAAAACUGCAUAGUCAUAGAUGAUGACAAUUUUGCAGAGGAAGAUGAAGAGGAAGGUCAAGGCGAUAAUAAAGACUAUGAUGAGGACUAUGAUGAGGACUAUGGUGAGGACUAUGGUGAGGACUAUGAUGAGGACUAUGACGAGGACUACGAUGAGGACUAUGAUGAGGACUAUGCUGAGGACGAUGAUGAAGACGAUGAUGAUGAAGAAUACGUAGAGGGGCGUAAUGGAACCACCCGAGGAGAUGCUGAUAAUCGCACAGGCGAUAAUCGUAACAGAGUGGAAACUCGCUAUGAGGACGAGCGAGACGCGGACUAUGAUUACUAUGAUGAAUAUGAAGAAGACGACACGGAGGAAAAUGUCGAUGAUGACGAUGAUGAUGACUCCGAUGUUGAUUACGAAUACGAUGAGGAAUACUCCAGCCUGAGCGAUGAACGGUCGCAUAAAAGGAGCAAAAGGAGUUGCAAAAAAACUGGAACGAAAAGGAAAAAAAAGUUAUCGCCAUCUUUAUCGGAUAGCAAAUUAAAUGAUAAAAUAUCAGCAUCUCUAGUCAGAGUCAUCAAAUGUAGUAACGACCAUGAUGAUAGUAGCAACUCGGAUAAUAACGAAUGCUACAGCAAGAUAGGCAAAAUGCUCUCACAAACAAACAAAGAUGCAGAUGAACAUGAUUGUGUAAAAGUAGAGAAGAGAGAAAUAGAAGACGAUAAGAAGAAGAAAAAUAAAUACUGCGUUAACAAUAAAAAAGAACUCGGAAAUUCCUACUAUAGGAGUAACCCCUACAGGAGGAACAUAGAUAAAAUGGCUACCCGUUUGUAUGAUAAUUCCGGUGCCAAUAAUUCCCCAUAUAGCAACACAAAUGGAAAAGCUACCAACGAACUGAAUAAGCCCUACGGAAUUCAAAAUAAUUCCAAAACUAAUACGAGUCGUUUGUACUCUUCCUAUGGAGUGGACGAUGCGAAUGCAUACCUUGACAAUGUUAGGGACAGGGACAGAGACCGAGAAAGGGAUCGAGACAGGGAGCACUACGAAAAUAGGAAAAACUACAUCAAAACGCACAAAGAUAACUCUCUCAUGAAAAUGAAAAAGAAAAGAAAAAAAGAAAAAUUAACCUACAAAAAUUUAAAAAACAAAAAAUCGCUGCACAAAACAUUCAUGGUUAAAUAUAAAAAGAAGAAAAUGCUUCACAAAAUAAGAAUCUACAUCACGAGAUAUAAAAUUCUCAGCAAGACAAAAAUCAGGCAGAAGUUCCCCAGUGUCUCCAACUACGAAAUUGACAAAGUUUUGCACAAGCUCGUCAACGAAAAUAUCAUUCGCAGGGACGGGUACAAGUUUUAUAAGUUCGUUGAAGAUAAGAGCGAUGGGAAGGAGGGCUUGGAGAAGAAGCACGACGGGGAGCCAGGCCACGCGCAGAUGGAGCAGACGGAGCAGACGGAGCAGAUGGAGAAGACGGAGCAUAUGGAGCAGACGGAUCAAAUGGAGAAGACGGAGCAGAUGGAACAGAUGGAGCAGACGGAGCAGAUAGAACAGACGGAGCACUCGAACCAAAAGCUCAAAGAGGAAAUCCGCAAAGAGGAUGACUCGGUUGUAGACCCGGUUGAUCACCCAGCCGAUGAACCACCUGACGACCACCCCGCGGAGCAGCAGCAGCCAAACGCAGAUGCAAAUUUCAUCGACAUGUCCAAAGAGGAUAGCGUGAAAAAUUCAGAGAUCGAAAACAGUUAUGAAAAUAGCCUGCUGAACAACAUUUCCGACCCCUUAGAAAGUCAGGAGGCCAUCGAGCAGAUAGACAAAGAGGAUCAAAACAACAUGAAUCAAAUUAAUGACGACAUCCAAAAGCUCUACAACGAUGUAUACAAUUUGUGUGUUAAGACAAAAUAUGUCAAUAAAGAAAUUAUUACAAAGGGACUUAACAUUUAUCCUUUGCUUGCCAAGCCGUUAAUAGAUAGACUUUUACGAGAGGGAGUUUUAAAAAAAAAGGUCGUGAAAAAUAAGGGUUAUGAAAGUAACAUCUUUGUCCCCAUUGAAAGUGCCUAUAUUGCUAAUAACAGGGUGGACGAAGUGGGCGUCAAGUCCGAUGCCCCUGCGGAGAAUCUCGCGGACGAGGAAAAAAAUUGA